GACACAUACACUCACACAAAUUACAAACGUUGUGAACACACAAUACUUCACUAAUAAUAAUUAAUAAUUAUUAUUUAUUUAUAAUAAUUAUUAUUAUUAUUGUCGUUUUGGAUUUAUCGCGUUGACCACCGACCCAUUACGAGGUCGGACAGCAGACAUCACGUUAAAUACGAACGACAAUUGUGUUUUCAUUUUCAUCAAAAACGUGAUCCGCUGUGUACGUUACCGCGCAGCCACCCGGCAUUCUGCUCAACACCAAUCAAGCAACUAAAAUACAUUCCUUUGGCUGUUGGUCACUUAUUUUUGAUCUUUGUGUCUCUAGUAUCUCUCAAUUUCAAAUAAUGGCUACCAAUGUACUGCAAACCAACAACACUGGCAAAAUUAAUAACAAACGCUUGGCAUUGGUACAAAUUGUAAAAAUUGAUCUGAAUGCUGGAAACAACCCCGAAACCCAGGAUGAUGGUAUUGUAUACUCACCCGCUUACAUUUCCACUACCAAUACUUGUGUCUUGAAUAGUGGAACAUCAUCUCAGGGGAUACAAUUUCAAUUAUUGGAUGGUAACAAUGAGAGUAUUAUAGAAUUUACUCCCAGUUAUUCAGUAGACUAUUGUAAAGUUUCCAAAGACACAUAUGCCAUACAGUUUAAUAAUUACACAUAUAUGUUAAAGUUUAAAACACAUAUAGAUUUAUAUGAAUUUACUGUAUUAUUGGCUCGUGCUAAAAAAGGAAAUGAACUCUCAGUUUUUUCGAAUCGAACUGAUGAAGCAUCAGCGGCACAGUAUUUCCAGUUUUAUGGAUAUCUUUCUCAACAACAAAACAUGUUACAAGAUUACAUACGUACAAGUACCUAUCAAAAAGCAGUGCUUAUUAAUACUAUAGACUUUCAAGACAAAAUUGUACUAGAUGUAGGCGCUGGAUCAGGAAUAUUAUCAUUUUUUUCUGUUCAAGCUGGUGCUAAAAAAGUUUAUGCUGUUGAAGCAAGUUCAAUGGCACAACAUGCUCAGACUUUGGUGGAUUCUAAUAAUUUAGGAGACAAAAUUUUUAUUGUUGCUGGUAAAAUUGAAGAAAUUGAUUUACCUGAAAAAGUAGAUGUUAUUAUAUCAGAACCAAUGGGAUAUAUGCUCUACAAUGAACGUAUGCUUGAAACUUAUUUACAUGCUAAAAAGUGGUUAAAACCAGGAGGAAAAAUGUAUCCUAGUAAAGGAGAUUUGCACAUAGCUCCAUUUACUGAUGAUGCCUUAUUCAUGGAGCAAACAAAUAAAGCUAGCUUUUGGGUUCAGUCAUGUUUUCAUGGAGUUGACUUGAGUUCAUUAAGAGAUAUGGCUAUGCGAGAAUAUUUUCGACAGCCAAUAGUUGAUACCUUUGAUAUUCGUAUAUGCCUUGCAAAGUCUGUCAAACAUAGCUUAGAUUUUCUCACAGCUACUGAACAACAGUUGCACAAGAUUGACAUUCCACUUGAAUAUUAUAUACUUGAAUCUGGAACAGUUCAUGGACUAGCUUUUUGGUUUGAUGUUGCAUUUCAAGGCAGCAGCCAAACUUUAUGGCUAUCUACUUCACCUACUGAAUCUUUAACUCAUUGGUAUCAAGUCAGAUGCCUUCUCGAAAAACCUAUUCUUGUUAAAGUUGGUCAAAUUUUAACUGGUAGUGUAUCACUUCAAGCUAAUGUUAGACAAAGUUAUGAUGUUUUCAUAAAUUUGAUGAUUGAUGGGCUUCCACACACAAGUUCUUCCAACAAUUUGGAUCUUAAAAACCCAUACUUCCGAUAUACUGGUCAACCACCACAACCUCCUCCUAGUGUGAAUACUAUAUCACCUAGUGAAAGUUAUUGGGCAAACUUGGAUCUUCAAAGUACUACUUCUGCUUUAAACAUGGUUAAUGGCAUUCCAUUGAACGGUUAUGCUACAGACAUUUCCAUGGAUAUGCAAACAUCUCCAACUGCUGUAGCCAACAAUGCAAAUCUUAUAAAUUUAGUUACUGUACCUCAACCAAAUAUUCAUCCAGGAUCUAUAAGUAGUACUGGACGACAACGUGUUAGUACAGCUACUUCUACAGCAGGAGCACAACUCAUUGGUGGUGGAAUAUCUCCAACCUUAUUUACUUCCAACCAGAACCAAAAUCAACAACUUUUGUUAGGAGCAGCAACAGCUGCUGCAGGAGGUUCAACCACUGCUAUGGGAAAUUAUCCAGUUAACAACAGUUUAAUGAUUGGAGACUAUGUUGCGCCCAGCACUGGUGUUUUAAAUAUUUCAUAUCGUUAACUUAUUACAUUAUGGUUUAUUUGUAUUACAAAAUAAAUCUUAAACCGGGACAAAUUCAAAUCCCUUUUUAAGGAGAUUCAUUUUUCCUAGCAUAAAUUUACCAUCUACUCAAAUAUUUGAUUUAUCUACAAUAAUUAUAUUUAUAGU
Messenger RNA from Melanaphis sacchari, 2405 nucleotides. It is a transcript of the gene Art4, whose product is annotated as histone-arginine methyltransferase CARMER. NCBI's taxonomy places the organism in Eukaryota, Metazoa, Arthropoda, Insecta, Hemiptera, Aphididae. The record is from RefSeq and is a predicted model, not a curated record. The transcript has 12 exons. Gene Ontology annotation, biological process: peptidyl-arginine methylation. The coding region runs from base 342 to 2258 and encodes 638 amino acids. Gene Ontology annotation, molecular function: protein-arginine N-methyltransferase activity.